Messenger RNA from Euleptes europaea (tarantolino), 871 nucleotides. It is a transcript of the gene C1H5orf24, whose product is annotated as chromosome 1 C5orf24 homolog. The record is from RefSeq and is a predicted model, not a curated record. NCBI's taxonomy places the organism in Eukaryota, Metazoa, Chordata, Lepidosauria, Squamata, Sphaerodactylidae. The coding region runs from base 11 to 607 and encodes 198 amino acids. The transcript is spliced from 2 exons.
CCCGCAGAAAAUGAUGCAUCCUGUUGCCAGCGGUAACUCCCCUUUUUGUGGGACCGGAAAGAGUUCUUGCCUUAACGAUGACAACGUAACGCCUACUGAUCAGUUUGACUUAUACUCCACACAACAAACCAAGUAUAGCCACACAGUCAGCCACAAGCCAAUACCAUGCCAGAGACCAGAUGCAUUAAACGAACCACACUUGCAAACCACGAGUGGCAGGAGUAUAGAAACGAAAGAUGAACUAAAGAAAAAGAAAAACCUCAACAGAUCUGGCAAACGUGGAAGACCGUCGGGGACCACAAAAUCAGCGGGGUACAGAACAAGCACAGGUAGACCGCUGGGGACCACCAAAGCAGCUGGAUUUAAGACAAGUCCAGGCAGACCCUUGGGUACAACUAAAGCUGCAGGAUACAAAGUCAGCCCAGGGAGACCACCAGGUAGCAUUAAAACUGUAUCACGGCUUGCAAAUCUAAGUUAUACUUGUAGCAGUGCAGCUUUUCCCUACUCUGUGGUGCAUAACAGAGGGGUGCAUGCUGCUGGUGAAACAAGUAGCAAAAUCAAGCAACCCAGUGAGUGGAAAAAGGAGGAAUUAGAUAACAUUUCCUAAGUAAUUGUUUUUAAAUUAUCUGAGUUGUGGCAUGAUUUUUCACUACUUUUGUAACUUUUCCAUAGCCUUCUUUCCUACAUUUUAUAACAGAUGUCAUAUCUUAAUCACUUAAUGUUUCUCAUGUUUACAAGAGGACUCCUCAGCGAUGCCCUUGUGUUUCCAGAAAGUAAUUUAUAAUAUUCUAAGUGUCAAAGUUAAUGUCUGGCCAUUUUAGUUGUUUGCUUAUUCAGUUAGCAAUUCAUAUAGCAGAGUUCUGGUUCCUAA